This is a messenger RNA of Aspergillus aculeatinus CBS 121060, 2323 nucleotides long. RefSeq lists its product as uncharacterized. Bases 137 to 2176 code for a protein of 679 amino acids. The transcript has a single exon. NCBI's taxonomy places the organism in Eukaryota, Fungi, Ascomycota, Eurotiomycetes, Eurotiales, Aspergillaceae. The record is from RefSeq and is a predicted model, not a curated record.
UUAGGCUACCAGUCUAAGUGUCAUUGCUCUCGCUUCGGAUGCAAUCGGCUAGGAUUUGAGCAUAUGCAGUGCCCUGAAAGAAUUAACGCAGUCGGACGAAACUCUUGAGGAUUGACGAAGAUCGCUCUGCACAAUCAUGGCUUCUCUCAGACGGUUUUUCCACACCGAGAAGUCGUCGGGAACGCCCCAUGAUGAUCGAGACAGUCGGACAAAAUCUUUGGGGAGCGAUCAACAAUCCGCCGCAUUCUCUACGACGAUAACCUCACAUCCCCGCGGUUCCCAGAGCGGACCCUUUGAGCCAGCUCACAACAUGCGUGCACGCCCUACGACAUCUUAUUCUCAACCACCGUCCUCACUCCCUUCGAGUCCAAGGCCAGACAAAAUUCCUCGGCAUGUUGACUUGCUUGACGCACUGUUCACUUCGCAUCGAUAUCAUAUACAGUGCCCUACUUCUUUAUCGCCAAUUACUCCUUACAAUGAGGACAUCGCGGAAAGGAACAUGGCUUUUUUCCUCAAGGGAACGUUUCUUCCCAAGGUGGUGUAUCCCCGUCCCACUUCUUUACAAGGAGAUGUCGCAAGAAACGUGUUCGGAAGGAACAGCCGUUCUUUCACACGCAGUACGAGUACACGACCUCAAUCAGCACAGGGGUUGCCUCCCCAGUCGACUGAUCAAAACGGAAAGGAUUUCACAAAAGGCCGGCCUCGCUUGCGGGCUAGGGAAGGCCGUGUAGCAACAUCGACUUCCAAGUUAUAUGCUCGUACCGCGUCUUGCGCGCACAAUGACUAUCCAGAGUCGCCGACGGAAAUGAGCUCUCAAAGAAGCUCUCUGCGCUCACAGAGAUCAGCACCUAAUCUAGUGGCCGGACGGCCCACAACUUCUGAUACAGAGCCCCCGACACCCAGCAAUGGCUUCCUUGGUGUGCCUCCAGCUUACAAGCAAGGCCGCAGAUGGAGCACUACUCCUCUCCCAGAUAGUCCCACCAUCCCAUUGUCAAUAAGCCAUGACCAGAGUCUGAGCGAGGAUGAGUCAACCCAUGGCACAACCGGCGUCACCCAGACUUCCAAGGAUCAUUCUCAGGCCGCUUCUUCUCGAAUUCAUUCUAAAAAGAACGUCCGCGAUCUUUCCAUCAAUACAGAGCUUGCAGCUCGAAGAAAUCCCACCUCAAGAGCAACGCACCGUGCCAUCCAGCCACCGACUCCUAAUACAACUGAGUCAGCACAACAUAUGAGUAUUGCAGAGAUUAUGAACAGCCCCUUGCCGGUGGCUUCACCCACAGCAGUCUCGCCUUUACCUCCCGCUACUGAGAAGGUUGCGGAAAUUAUGGACAUGUUUCGACAGGCUUAUACGUCCUCGCCGGUCAUGACACCUCACCCAACGUUUGAAACUCUUCAAGAUGCUAUCAUCCGUGAAAUCAAUUCCCAUGACGCCUUCAAACGGUUGACAUUUCCCGAAACGGAAGGCUUUCUUACACCCUCUCCCUCGCAGGAGUCGUUCGAUAAGGGUCUGAGCGUGCCGCUAUACCCUAAUACGGGAUCUGAAAGAGGCCCUAAUGCGAAAGAAGGUCAACUCCUCAAGUUGAUCCGAAAGAGUUCCUUUAGAAAGCAUAAAAGAAACUCGGAACAACGUAGGAGCAUCUCGACAAGUGUACCAACGACAGCCAUACCUCAAGUGUCAGAAGGGACCAUUCGACGGAGGCACACCGAUGCCCCGUUACCAUCAGACCAAGUCUUGAGCAAAGCAGUCGCGGGUGAGGACAGCCUCGAGGAACCCGAGAUGCCCAUGACCUACAUGGAUCUGUUGCUGCGGUCUGAGGAAGCUGCAUCUGACAUUGCCUCGAAGAAAGCCUUUCGCUUAUCUGGAAACACGACCCAGUCCACGUCCACGCAGUCCCUCUCGUGCGAGAAGGCGGAUCGCUCCAGGCCGUCGCCAUCCAUUCUCUACAUGCGCGCCCACGGCUCCGAUUCCAUACAGGGAUCCCGAUCCAGCUUUUCCGACGACGAGAGUGACGAGGAAAUUAUUGAACUACCAAGCCUCGAGCCUCCGGAAGUCAUUAUCCAUGGCGUCGACUACGAACAUGCGGCGGUCCCCACUGCGCAGAGCACAACUAUCAAAAGCCCUUACCGGAUCAUGAGCUGGCCGCGCAAACCCACCGAAAAUAUCUUGAACGUGAACUAGCUUUCUUCUCUCUCUUCUCUCUUCAAGCGCUUCUCUUCCAGGCUCCCGAGAUCCGACAACUCAAGCUGUCUGACCUACUACCCUCCAUCCAUUCUUGUGGAGGGCAGUCCUUCUCAAAUGAGACCGUUUCAUGAUACCCAUCUAUAU